UCUCCGCAAGGUGGCUGGCGACAAGCGGAUUCUUCCGGUUCCGUCUAUCUGUCAGGAACGCUGUUCACGGUCGUGGAACGUUCUGCAUGUUAUGGCGAGAAAAAUAGGAGUGCGCUCUAUUUAUGACACGCACAACAAUGUUGCUCUGGCUGAUGGUGAACAGCAUGGUCCAGAAGACCUCAAAGAGAAGCUCAGUAAAGUCAGGGAAGUGGUGCCGAGCAUGAGCAAGGACCAGAUAUGCAUGGCUCUGAGGACUUAUGACUAUGAUGUCAAUGCUACCAUUACUGCAAUAUCAGAAAAUGGACCCGAAGAGGCUUUGCGUGAAUGGAACUGUGCCGGAAACAAAGUCAAGAUGGCAAACAAGAACAGGAAGAGGAAAAAGAAGACCAAGAAAGAACCAGCUGCUGGCUCUGGAGAAAACCUGGAGGCUAAUGCUGGAGGCGAUGGUAAAGACGUAGCCUUAGGAAAACUAGACGAGGACAAGGAGCAGCUGGAAGUGCACCCUGCUUCUACCUCCCCUGAAGAAACACCUGUGAGCUCUUACAAGCAAAAUGGUAGUGAACCUGAAAAGUAUCCUGCGAUGUCCUAUGGCUGGGGCGACGACCCGCUACCAGAGGAGCCCUCGCAGGAAGACAAUGAUAAACCAGAGGAAUUUGCUGAGUUUGAAACCAAAAGCAGCAGCAGACCAAUGCAUUCACAUAGUAGUGGGCGCUCUAAAAGUAGCCCGGAUGUCAAAUGCACCGACAGUAAUGAAGCAAGUUCUCUUCCUUCCAGUACUAGCAAUAGCACCCUUCCGAAAAAAACAUGCCUUGAGAAAUCAUUAAAGGAUCUUUCUCGCCAGACAGUAGCACUCCAGAGGGUGCAAGUUCUUCUGGAAGAGCAACUCACAAAAGCUGAAAAAGCAAUCAAAGCUGCUUUCUUGGAAGUACAAAAAGCCUUGAAUGACCGUCAGGCUCAAUUAGAGGAGGAAAUGGAAAAAGUGAGAAAUGAUGCUCGUUCAAUGCUCCAGCAACGCCAGAAACUAGCUGCUGAGCUAAAGGCACGCAGUGAGACAGCCCCCACUCUCUCUGAGCAGAGCCUGACUGAGUUACGAGAUGAUAUUAAGCAUUUUGUCGUUGAACGUAAAUAUGAUGAAGAGCUUGGUAAAACUGCGAGGUUUGUGUGCACCAAGGAGAAGAUUGAAAAGGAAAUCAAGGAUUUUGGCCAAGUGGUUCAUGUGAGGGAUCCGUAUACAUCUCGGCGUCUGUCGAUGUCUUCUGUGGCCAGUUCAAGCUACCAUGAUUCUGGUUACCACCAAUCAGUCACAUCCAGUCCAAUUUACAAGAGUCAGUAUUAUUCACAUGAUACAAUGAAAGAAGAGGAGUACAGGGGAAGAAAGUUUGAGGGAGGUGGUGGCUAUAGUCGUCCCUCAGAUGGCCGUUCCUCCAAGGUGUACACCAAUAGCCACCGCAGCACCUACCCUGGCCAGUCACCUGGUGGCCCUCGUUCAGGCAACUACUCACGUGGCGGCCGUGGCCGUCGUCCAGAUGACUCACGCUAUGGAGGGCCAGACCGUGGCGGUGGCCGGGGUGGAUACGGUGGCGGAGGCCGGCCUCAUCGCUACAACCAAGGUGGCACAGGUCGAGGCCGCUACACAGCCGAGGUGGGCCGCUACACAGCCGAGGCGAGCCGCCACACAGCCGAGACGGGCCGCCACACAGCCGAGGCAAGCCGCCACACAACCGAGUUGGGCCGUCACACAACCGAGUUGGGCCGUCACUCAUGGGAUGAGGACAGCACUGGGAAGCCAUCACCGGAUGGAUUGAAUGGUCAACUUUAGGCCAUUAGUCUUUUGUUUUUGCCCUUGGAGCACGAUUGUCCCAUCUCCCCACUCUGGAUGUCCCCAUCUUUUUUUGUUUUCUUGAUUCUGUGGAAGUGCAAUAUUGUGUCCAGGCACCAGGAAGUGUACAUGUGUGCCCCCUCCCCUCCACUCCUUCUCCCCUUUUCUUUCUUGCACUAGUCUGUGCAUGGUUCUCUAUGGCUUGUGCCAAAUGACAAAAAGGCAUAACCUUGGGUUUUUUGUAGUGUGUGCCUUAACACUGUUUGAUGUGGGACCUCCUGAGAGUGCUGUAAGGGCUUGAUGUGUGCUGGCAUUCUUAUGGUUCAUCAGCACCUUGGCACAGUCUGAGCGUUUAAAUGUGUUCCCCAUCUCGUAGGAGAUCUUUUUUUUUUUCCUAGAAGUGCACAGUGCAUCCCACCAAUCUUACCUGUUCCUGCCCCGGGCCCCCACUGCAGAUUCUGAACAGGGCUAUUCUAUUUGAUGAAAGCUGUUUCCUUCACUUACCGAAGCUGCACAAUAACCCUACCUCCAUUCGCUCAUGUGCUAUGUUGUGUGGCGGCAGGAACCUUAGUUGCUGUGUUCUGUGCAGAGCUUUUUCCUGGUAGGUCAGCGUCUCAAGGGACUCUUACUACACUUGGUUGUUUCACCUAUGUUCUUGCAUGCACAGAUAAAAUUACUGAGUUUGGUUGCUGGCCUCUCUUGACUGUUAUUUUUAUAUAUAUAUAAAUAUAUAUAGAUAUACAUAUAUUUUUUACUGUGUUCUUAAGUAGGUCUACAAGUCUUCCUUUGUUAGAAAUAUUUAAUUCUCUCUGGCAUGUACAUCUGUAUAUACAUAAAUAUUAUAUGAAGGUUGUGUACAUAACUAAAAUUGGGAUGAAUUGUGUGCACUUUACAAAUGUAAUGCUAACCCUUUAUACCUAGCAUCUAAUCUGUUCAGGAUCUGUGCAGUUUACUGAACCUAAGUUGUAGCAAGAAUUAUGUUACACAUAUUUUGUAUAUUCAGCAGUGUGUGGUGUGGACUAUGUUAUUAUAGUCGAGUACACUAACUGCUUUUUAUGUCACUCGUUUUAAUUAUGUCUUGAGCCACUGAACAGGACACUAGUUAUCACUUUAUACACUAUGGAGUGCCUUUAGCAGCUUUCUUUUGUGUUAUGUACUUUACAUCCAUUCCUGGAUAUGGCUGUUGAUACUCAUCUAGGUUACAAGAAGGGUGAAAGUGCCCGGUUUUAUUUUUGUGUUGCAAAUGUUUCGAGCAAGAAUUUCCACAUAUAAUUCCUGUGAAUGCACACUAUUGUCCAAGUUCUAUUUAAUACUUUUACCUAGAGUGUUAUGUGUCUGUAUAUUGACAUGGAAGCAGUCUCUUCCUUGCGAGCACUUUUGUUCAUGCAUUGCAAGGCAGUUAACCCUGCCCAGCAAACAAAGUAAAGUGUUGCAUUUUGGUACUCUGUCCACUGAACAAAAUAAAAGUUGCUUGGUGCCUGUG
Messenger RNA from Rhipicephalus sanguineus (brown dog tick), 3302 nucleotides. Its product is annotated as spermatogenesis-associated serine-rich protein 2. The transcript has 15 exons. The coding region runs from base 92 to 1819 and encodes 575 amino acids. The record is from RefSeq and is a predicted model, not a curated record. Gene Ontology annotation, cellular component: cytoplasm. NCBI's taxonomy places the organism in Eukaryota, Metazoa, Arthropoda, Arachnida, Ixodida, Ixodidae. Gene Ontology annotation, molecular function: ubiquitin binding.